AUGGGAGAACAGUGUGGGAGGAGUGUACAAAAGACCUGCAAUAAAAAGAUGCUAGGUGAUUUAAAAACAAUUUUAAGCGAAAUGAUAAGAGUUCCAAUAUCGAAAUUCAAUCUAUGUGGAUGGGUACACAAGAACGAUCAUCUCGUCAUGGACAGUGAUGUUUUGCGAGAUCUCCAUCUUCCGCUGGACAACACAUUGUUCAUAUUGACUCCAGAUCUACCUGUUGUAUCAAACCCUGAAAACAAAAUGGGAGAUCCCGUGUUGGAAGAGUACAGCUUGUUAAUAAAGAAUACAGACACCAAGCAAGAAAUAAAUAUCAAAUGCUUGGGCCAGAAAACCGUUGAAGAGAUGACCAUAUCUGAACUUGGUAUGUCAAAAGUAUCAACAUUGGAGGUAAAGAGCUUAAGGACAAAAAAUAACAACGUACAAAGUUCAUCAGUUGACAGAGAACCCCACGUGGUUGACUUAGACGUUGACAGUGAUAAUGAUGAUGAAACGUAUGACGAUGCAAUGGAAAUUGAAAACUUUUCUUCAUCUGCUUUAAAGCCACUCAUGCCUGAAAAUUCGACUGACCAAGUAGCUGCUACAGAGUCAUUCAGCAAUGAAUUCCAAAACAGAUAUGGUGAACCCCACCCUAUCUUCUACAUUGGAAGUCUCGAUGAUGCUGUCCGGGAUUCAUUACUCUGUAAAGCAAGAGAGAGAAAAAUGCUUGCUGUAUAUCUGCAUCAUGACAACAGCAUUCUCUCAAACGUUUUCUGUUCGCAAGUUCUGUGCAAAGAAUCACUUGUUUCCUAUCUAACAAAUAAUUUUAUCUGUUGGGCUUGGGAUCUCACAUUUCAAUCUAAUCGGAAAAUCUUGUUACAAAACUGCACCAAACACUUUGGAAGCAUGACAUCAAGUUCAAUAAACAAAAAAAUUGAAUCAUCUGACAGUUUACCUGUUCUUCUCAUUAUAUCGAGAAAUAGAGGGACUAAUGAAGUGCUUGAACUUAUUGAAGGUAACGGUACCUUAAUCGAAAUCAUGCCCCGACUGAUACAUGCUGCUGAAUUAAACAGAGCUCAGAUGGAAAGUGAAAUUUCUGAAGAAACAAGAUCUGAAACCAGCAAGGACAUAUUUUCCAAAAUACAUCUAAGUUCCCUAAAGAAAGCAGUUGUGAUAGGCAUUGAUCCAGGUCUAUAUGUAGCCAACAAACCAAAUUCAUGUUUACCAUAUGUUAUUCUUGUUGCUAUUGCCUCAAACGUAGCUAAAGAUGGUAAAUCAAAUCGUGUGUAUCUGAACCCUGUUUUAAAAUAG
Molecule: messenger RNA, 1293 nt
Organism: Helobdella robusta
Lineage: Eukaryota; Metazoa; Annelida; Clitellata; Rhynchobdellida; Glossiphoniidae
Exons: 12
Coding region: 1-1293 (430 amino acids)
Cellular component (GO): nucleus; endoplasmic reticulum
Molecular function (GO): ubiquitin binding
Source: RefSeq, a predicted model, not a curated record